GGAUUUUGAAAAUUCGAACUUGUUGAAAAUCCUCUUCUUGCUGACUGCUAUCAAUCUUUUUUUUCCUUUCAUCAUCGGAACCUCUCAAUCUGCUUCUUCUUCUCUGCAAUCUCCCAGGAUUUCGCAUCAACCCUACUUUCUAUGGCUCCUAAGAAGUUUAGCUUGAACCCUUUUGAUGAUGAUGAUGAUGAUGAAGAGGUUGAUAAAAGAGUCACUUCAUCGUUGAAGCCACUGGAUGCAAAGACCCGGUACAGGAAUGAUGGAGUUCUGGAGAAGGAGAACCAGACAACGGUUCAGGAGCUUGAGAGCUACGCUCUGUACCAGUCUCAUGAAACAACUAAAACCGUACAAGGGUGUUUGAAAGUAGCUGAAGAGAUUAGAUCUGAUUCUUCUAGGACUUUAGUCAUGUUGAAUGAGCAAGGCGAACAGAUCAUGAGAACACACCAGAAGACGGUUGACAUCGAUCAUGAUCUUUCUCGGGGUGAGAAGCUUCUUGGAAGCCUCGGAGGCAUUUUUUCAAGGACUUGGAAACCAAAGAAGACUCGUUCCGUAACUGGUCCUGUCAUAACUAAAGGUGAUUCCCCCAAGAGAAGAAGAGUUAACAACCAUUCUGAGACUAGGGAAAAGCUGGGGCUGAACCAUUUACCCAAACCACAGUCAAGAACCCGUGAUACGCUCCCCGAAUCAGCUGAUGCUUAUCAGAAAAUAGAGAUGGAGAGAGCAAAACAAGAUGAAGGCCUUUCAGAUUUGAGCGACCUUCUUGGCGAGCUGAAGAAUAUGGCAUUGGACAUGGGAACGGAAAUCCAAAGGCAAAACCAUGGACUGGAUCAUCUUCAUGACGAUGUUGAAGAGCUUAACUACAGAGUCAACCAAUCAAACCAACGGGCUCGCCGUUUACUCCGGAAGUAAAAGUAGCCAGAACUCUAUUCAUAACCAAGCUCGUCAGCUCCUCCAUUCUUCUGAUGGAUUUGUUGCUUUAAAGUCAAACAUAGAUUUCAAUAUUUUAGUUCUGAUCUUAGUGAAGUUGAAACAUUUUAACUA
This is a messenger RNA of Capsella rubella, 1041 nucleotides long. RefSeq names its product SNAP25 homologous protein SNAP29. Lineage: Eukaryota; Viridiplantae; Streptophyta; Magnoliopsida; Brassicales; Brassicaceae. The record is from RefSeq and is a predicted model, not a curated record. Gene Ontology annotation, cellular component: SNARE complex; plasma membrane. Bases 142 to 909 code for a protein of 255 amino acids. Gene Ontology annotation, molecular function: SNAP receptor activity. The transcript is spliced from 6 exons.